AAAAAGAAAAGCCCAAUGUACCUUUUUAUUUUUUGUGGGCCCCACCCAACCCAUGCCCCCUUCACGUUAUCUUUAAACGGUUUAACCCAGUUGGGCGUUUCCCGCUUGUCAAUACAAAUUCAAAAAGCUAUUCUCAGGGAAGACGAUUCGCUGCUUUCUGUACAACAGAUCUCUCACGACGAUGCCACUACUGACAAGUCCUAUUUCUCUUGCUCUCCUCUUCUCCGAAUCCCUAGAUCCACCUGCUCUCGUCCUCCUCCUCCUCUUCUCGCCUCUCCAAUCGAGAGCAUAAAUGGCACAGAGGCUACGUGUAUACCUGGCUCUUCAUCCUGCGAAGAUAGUAGAGAAAAUAGUAUGAACAAGGAAAAUGCUAAUCUGAACAAACCAGAAGCGCCUAAACUUAGCCUUGAGCCACAGCAAAUGAAGAGGAAGAAAAAGGGCGGUGGAUACAAUCUGCGAAAAAGCUUAGCAUGGGAUAGAGCUUUCUUCACUGAAGAAGGUGUUUUGGAUCCUUUGGAAUUAUCAAUGCUUAGUGGGCCUUCUGGCAAAAGUAGUGGGGAGACUUUGUCCGUUAUCCAUGAAGGCAGAGAGUCACUAUGUGGUGGAUUGGAUAGCACCAAUGACUCAUCUGAUUUACAAUCACUUGAAGAUAAUAUAUUCAAGGAGCUGCCUUCAAACACUCCAAAUGAAAAUAGAAAGAUUGCUGCUAAAUUUCCACCGAAGCUUGGUUCACCAGCAAAAGAAAAAAAGGGCCCAGCUUCUGCAGCCAAGCGAAAGGUUCUUUCAACCCAUGAUAUUAAUAGAAGUGCCUCUAAGCGUAGUGGCUGCCCACAACCAGUGGCCUCAUCAUAUCUAAAAAAGCCUUCAAACGUGAUCACAGCAAAAGUGGCAACUAAAACCUCAAGUGUUUCUAAACUAUUGGCUCCAAAGCCUGAUCCUUCUGUUGUUUCAACGACUUCUGGAAGCUCUACGCCUGAUCCUUCAGUUGUUUCAACGACUUCUAGAAGCUCUGUAACUAGUGUCAGCCACUCAAAGAGAAAUUAUGAUUCUCAGCCAGUUAAUGCUCGGAAAAAUGUUGGGUUAAAGGGCACUUCUACCAAUACGAAAACUGUCCAAAAUAAUGCAAAAUCUGCUCCAGUUGGAAAAUCAAUCAUAAAAUCCAUGGUUCAUCAGGCAAGAAGAAAUGUGUUAAAGGUCAACUCAGUGCCAGAAAUACAUUCAUCAUCCAAAGUACAGCUUUCCCAGGUUAGCCAAUCAAAUGAUAGUUCAGAAGUGGUCCCAGAUUCAGUAGUUCCGUCUGUUGCUCAUCCAGCAAAAGGCCAUGACAGCAAUACCAACAAAAUUGCAGUUUCUUUCUCUCAAAUUGAUUGCUUUAAUGGUAGAAACAUGCAAUCUACACAACCCCAACCAGCAAAACCGUCAGGCUUGCGAAUGCCAUCUCCAUCACUGGGAUUUUUUGGUCAGUCAAAACCUUCUGGUUUGCGGAGCCUGUUACAAAGAAGCACUCAAUCCUGCAAUCUCCCCGAGUCUAAUAUUCCAAAUCUAAGCAAAACUGGUGUCUUAAAUCCUACUUAUCAAAGGCCUCCCCGACCAUCCAGGAAUAUACCUUCAUCCUCAAAUGGAGCAUACUCUGUUGUAUCAACCAUAAAUGCUGCCUCAUGUGGAAAGAUAAAAUCCAACACAGAAUUGAAUAAUAUGCAGAAGGUGGCAUUGAAGGUGCAACUUAACUCUGAGAGUUUUGACACAACAAAUUGUAAGCAGCAGCUGCAUGAAAAGUGUGAUGAUGCUGAUCCACAAUCUCUAGAUCUUGCAGAACCAUGUAAAAUUUUGAAGAUAUCUUCCAUGGAGCUUAAAGCGGAGCAGAGCAACAAUAAUAAGUUGCCUUUCCAAAGUGGUCCAUGUGAAGAAUUGGAACAAGAUAAUGAUAGGAGUGUUAUCAACGUUUGCCUCAGAACUAGAGACGCUACUGGUUCUGGUCUAGGCUCCUCUCUUAGCCUCCCAAUGGAAGUUGAAGGUCCUGUGGCAGACAAUACAAUUGUCAACCAAAAUGUGGAAAACGGGGAGUACAGUCCCUCGAUAAAGGAACACAGUUUCUGUUCAGAAUCUCAAUCUGCAGGUGUGAAAAGUAACUGGGAUGGGGCUGCUUUAAAAGUGCAUGAAGACAAGAAGCAGAGUCCCCAACAAGCUGAGCUGAUGAAGCCUGACAACUGCCAAGGUGAUUCAAUUUCUAAUGUGGAGAGCCAGAGGCUUAAUGAUAUUUUGUUUGAGGACAGCCGAUCUUCAGAAGAUCUUAACAAACAUGAUAGUUCAAAUGCUGUAGAUGCUAGUCUAGAAGUCCAAGAGUGUGGUGCAACAGCAAAUUGUCAAUCUCACAGUACAGAUAUAGAACCCGCAAAAGAUGGCACUAUUGGAAUGGAUUACUUGAAUAGGGAGUUACAUGUGGGAGAUGCACAAAUGCUGUAUGUAGAUGGUAAUCUGUUGGAUGAAAGUAGCAAGAGUUCAGUGAGCACUUCAACAGUGGAUAAUUCAAACUUGACGAUUAUUGAUGAUCCAAGUUCAAUAUCAAAAGAACAAGCUGAGCUACCAAAUCCCUGUCUCGUGAGAGAAUCGUUGUUUCAGGAUAACUGCGGACCACCUUUUAUCGGUUGCUUAUUGCAUGAAAAAGGCUAUGAGGAGGCCCGGGAGAAAGAUGCUCUUCUGAGUGUCAAAUCUGAUGAAUUGAGAACCAGUGCUUGUGAAGGUGAAUUGGGAAGCUCCAAUGUUCUUUUUUCAAUAUCACCUAUAAACCAUGAUUCUGGUCUUGAUGGAGCUGAAAAGGUGGAGUUCCUACAUAUGGAAAAUGAUUUAACAGCUUCUGUAGACAGUGAGCCUGUGGUUGAAAAUUUUAGGCAUGACAUUGAGAGUGAUGAAGCUAAUGCUUCGACAGUGGAAAGGAUGGACAAAAGCCGCAUUUUUGGUACAGUCAUCACUGGUGGUGUUAAGGUGAAUAAUUAUUGUUUAACUAGUGGGGAUUUCAGAGGGAAUGAACUUGAAAAUCCACAUGUCACAGCCGAAAUUAGCUCUGUCAUCCAAGUUGAAGUUGCUAAUGGGAUGAAUGAUGUGAGUGAGCAUGAUUGUGUCAUAGACAAACAAUUGGAUUCUUCAACGACAAAUUUCACUGUCAUCUCUGAUUUACAGCCAGGGAAAGAAGCUUGUUAUAAAGAAAGUGGCACUUCCAUACUGCACAAUGAUUGCUUUGUUGGUAUGUGCGAUGUCAAAGAACAGUUUGCAGAGCAAGUUAAGCUGAUAAAUUCUUGUUCUCAUAAACAGGUGAAUCAGAGUCAAGAGGCACAUGAUAAUCUCUUGUGUCAUGAAAACAGAUCCUUUGAAGGUGUCAUUAUAGUUGGUGAAAGCAUAUCUGAAAUUCCUCACAGUUCACUCAAAUGUGAAAUCAUGGAACAUGAACUUGCUGGAGUUGAUAAAAUGAUUAAGGACACGCUUAUGGAAGAUGCAGUGCCACUACCACAGUCCUUGGAUGAGAAUUUGUCAGCUGAUAGCCAUAACCGUAGUGUUAGUAUCUCAUUGACAGAUAAGAAAUCUUCGCCGAUGGUUGAUGAUAUCAUUAGACAGCCAAAACAAUGUCUUGAGCUUCAAAAUCUUGGCCUUAUGAUUGAUCAAGUUCCUUUGGGAAACCACGGAUUGUGUUCAGGUGAUAACUUGUUGCUUAUGAAUACUUCUGUUGAAUCUCCAGAGAGAGAUACUGCAGAGAAUGUUUCAGGUACUGUUUUAGAGCAAUGCAAUGGUUUUCCAGCUGGAUCAAGAAGUUUUGAAGCUUACAUUCAAGCUCCCCCAGUGACGCAUGAUAACAACUUUGGGCAUCCAUCCAUGGACCCAUCAAUUGAAAAUAUCAAAUUUUAUAUGGAUUGUAAGUGCAGAAACGAUGAGCUUGACAAUCAAGCACAUCCUUUGAAUUUCUGUUCAUCCUCCAAGACAAAUGGAGAUCAGAAGGCAUCGGCCGCAAAUACUUUUGACUCUAAUGAGACAUUAGAAGGAAGUAUGCAGCAGGAUGUAGAAGUCUUAGCAGAGAGUAAAAUUUUGCCUGUGGAAGCUGAAACUGCCGUUCACAAAAGCAAUGGUGGUAUUAACAGUGAAACGCAAGAUGGGAUAGGCAGUGCUGUGUGCUCUGAAGUAGUUAAGGAAGCAACAUUCUCGCUCAAGAAAUCUGGGAAUGACAAGAGGCAUGACGCCCUUGUAAUAAGACCUCCACCAAAUGCUGUUCCUUUUUCUGAUGAAUGGUUAGCUGCCUUUGAAGCAGCUGGAGAGGAAAUUCUAACGAUGAAAGGAGGUGCUGUACAAAAUUCACCCCAGGACAAGUCUCUACCUGAACCUGGUCCUUGGUCCCCGGUAAGACGGAAAAAUAACCAAGCGGUAGGGCCAUUUGACUGUACAAAAUUCACCAACACGAACAUCCCAUCUUCCACUUCCAACUGAGGAGACAGGAUUUCAGCUAAUUAGCUAAAUAAACGAAAGAUUUCACCAUUAGUUUGUACAAUAUUUAGCGACACAAACAGCCCUUGUCUCUGUUCCAAUUGGACAGAUAUUUCAGCUGAUCAUUCUUUUGUCACUAACAAUGUGACUAACCAUUAGGAAAUUUCGAGCAACAAUGCUAAUGCUACUUCGCCACUGUUAUAUUUUAGAGAAAGACAUCAUUGGAUUUCUUUAAUUCUUUUUGUCAUGAGAAACCAACUGUACAUUUCUUAUAAUGGAUGCAAAUUUUUUGUUUUGACCUCCAGAAA
Molecule: messenger RNA, 4775 nt
Organism: Hevea brasiliensis (rubber tree)
Lineage: Eukaryota; Viridiplantae; Streptophyta; Magnoliopsida; Malpighiales; Euphorbiaceae
Product: probable GPI-anchored adhesin-like protein PGA55
Exons: 12
Coding region: 16-4470 (1484 amino acids)
Molecular function (GO): microtubule binding
Source: RefSeq, a predicted model, not a curated record